AUAUAUUUUUUUGUUAUUCACCAAUUUCAAAUAUAAAUUUGCAGCUUAAUGCAUGGUUUAAUUAUCCCUGUAAAAUAAAAUGCUGUUUGUACUACGUCACAUUGUGAUGCAAACAACUAAUUUUCACCUUUGCCUUCAUUUGGCUUAAUUGUCCUUUUAAAAUGUCCUGACGGUCCAAUGAAAGAUAGAUCACUGCUCUAGCUGGUUUGUUAAGGUAUGUAUAAGUGUUAUGUUUUGUUCAUUUUAACAUGACGCACAUUAUUUUAUCUUUUGUGUUUGUGUAGCCAGGUUUCAUAAAAUUAAGUAGCCGCUUUGAAAUACUAUGCAAUAACUCGCAUAGCACUCAGCAGCUUUGGGGUCACUUCCACAAAUCAAACUCAUAACUCAGUUCACCCUCUUCCACCUUCCAUCAGUAUCAAUUCCAUGUUUGUUCUGUCUUCACACGUUCAUUUGAAUUUGAAAUGUGAGCACUUCAGGGAUUUUAGAAACACUCAGAUCCCUGAUGACCGAUUAGAAGGUAAUACAAUUAUAGAUAGUUCAGGUCUAGAAAAUAAAAAUCCAGGCAAAGAUUUUAUUUCAACCAACAAGUUGAGUACUUGGUGACUGUGACUCUUUAUACUAAACCAGCAGGUUGAAAUAUAAUCUUGGUCUGGAUUUUUAGUUUCUGCACCUGAACUGUCCACCUCUGUAUAUAGAUAAACCCAAGUAUGAGAAUGGUCAAAGUGAAAAUUAAAUAAACGGCCACAAAUAGGUCCAACCUAACUAAGUGCUUUUUAAAGCUCUGGUAUCAAAAAAUUGAGAUUUAAAGCUCUGAUAUAAAAAGUGGGGAGACGCGUUCUCUCUAAUUAAGCAUUUGCUAAUAACGGUCCUUGGUGUAGUUUCUCAUUUUCUCAGCCGCCUGUGAACUUGUAGCUGCACGUCUGUACAGAGGGGUGAUGGGAAAAGAGAACAGGAGCACAAAUCUAGGUUUCCUUGGAGAUCUCGGUUCUCGGUCGGCGGAUGUGAAUGAGCACGUCGCCCCACAACGAGACAGGCGUAAUUGAAUCUGCAGCAGCAUAAUAUUGUUCUAGACCCAGACUACUGCGGUAUGCAUAACUAUCACUGAAUUACCCUUUAUUAUAAAUCGGCAGGUAUUCAAUAGUCAACUACGUUUGCUGUUUGUUCUAAGAGGAAAUGGUUUUUAAAUAAAAGAAAAAUCCAAGUGUUUGCCUGCAGUUUGGAUGACUCACAUUAUUAGUGUGUAAUUAAUAUUUGUGCAACUGAUCUCAUCUGAUUAAAUGAAUAACUUGGAAUACAAGUUCCCUAUGUAAACCAAGGUUUCCUUCAUGAUUUACCCCAGCCCCGUCGCUUCUAUUUCUUGUGUUCAUUGAGUGCCAGCUAAAGAGAAGGUAAUGGGUUGUUAUUAAAAAUGUAUUCAGUAGCAAGUAAGUGAAUUUAUUUAUGGAUUGCUUGUUUGUGCUGUGUUUGGCAAAUAAAAGAAUGUUCUGAUGUGCCAUUUUACCUCCUUCCAAUUGGCUAAUUUCAAUGUUUUCUUCUUUAGAUCUCCUUUGUCCUGCAGGUGAAUUGGGGAUUGUAUCUCAGCACUGUUGGUUUGCGUGUGAGCUGGAUGUGAAAGCAGGAGGUGGCUGUGUCAUGACCAUAGGGGAGAUGCUGCGAUCUUUCCUCACCAAGCUGGAGUGGUUCUCCACCCUUUUCCCACGCAUCCCAGUGCCCGUUCAGAAGAUGAUAGACCAGCAGAUAAAGAGCAGGCCAAGGAAGGUCCUCAAGAAGGAUGGUAAAGAGGAGAUGGAGACUGAAAGGUCUCCCAGGAGAACACCCACCCCUCGGAGAUCUCCCAAAAGGUCAAGGAGCAAGAGCCACCACCGAGAUGGGCACGGAUCCAGCAGUUUCGACUGGCAGCUGGAGAGAGAGAGGGAGCGACAGAGGAAAGAGAGGGAGGGGAUGGACAAGGACAGGGCUGAACGGGACAGGGCAGCCAAGGACCGUUGGCGCUCCCACAGCCCGGAACGAGUCUCAGGGCUACAUGGGGGCAGAGGGAGGGACCACCGGCGCAGUCGUAGUGCCAGCCGAGACAAAAAGAAUGAACGCUUGGAAAGGGAGGGCGACGGGAACAGGAGCCAGAGGAAGGGCCGAGACCAGGAGAAAGGCAGGGCCACCGAGCGGGACCGAGAGAGAUCGCGAGACAGGAGGGCCAAGGGCGAGGCAGAGGACAGGAAGCACAGGGAGGAGCACGAUGACAAGCGGCACAAGGACAAGCGCAGGGCCAAGAAGCUUAGCGGGAUCCGGGAGGGGAGGCACCGCAGCCGGAACCGAGGUACUAAGCGCAGCCACAGCAGGAGCAAGGACGGGACCACCAGGCAGAGGUCGGAGUGGCCCGGGAGCAAGAGGAGCAGGAGCAGAGGCAGGGUCGACGGGGAGGACAGGGCCAGGAAGAGGGAGCAAAGCCGAAGCAAGGAGCGCAUGUACCAGCGCGAACACAGCAACGGGAAGGAGCAGCCCAGCAAAGGAGAAGACAGAAGGAGCCACGGCGUGGAUCUGGGAAACGGGGCACUGCGCUCCAGGGCGGAAUCUUCCUAAUCUAAUGCUGUACCUGCUCUGCUCAAACUGCUCCCAGGUCUGCAGUGAAGCCCUCCUUCCCAAGGGCAGUGGCUCUGUGUGCCCUCUGUCAAUGCCGUACUGUUUCAGCUUUUAUCAUCUUCUGGAAAUUAUACUGUAAAUACAGGCAUUGUUAUGUUUUAAACCCCAUGAAGCAGCCAUGGCUGUAAAUUUGUUCAAAUCACUAAGUUGCUCAGUUUUGUGCUGUUUGGUCGCCUCAUUUAAAAUUAUUUCCUAAUAAAACACUUUCAUGUA
Molecule: messenger RNA, 2850 nt
Organism: Brienomyrus brachyistius
Lineage: Eukaryota; Metazoa; Chordata; Actinopteri; Osteoglossiformes; Mormyridae
Product: pre-mRNA-splicing factor 38B-like
Exons: 3
Coding region: 1525-2577 (350 amino acids)
Cellular component (GO): precatalytic spliceosome
Source: RefSeq, a predicted model, not a curated record